Messenger RNA from Drosophila melanogaster (fruit fly), 1038 nucleotides. RefSeq names its product tRNA methyltransferase 7-34 (gene Trm7-34). The transcript has 3 exons. Bases 57 to 1019 code for a protein of 320 amino acids. Gene Ontology annotation, biological process: cytoplasmic translation; tRNA nucleoside ribose methylation; tRNA processing. Gene Ontology annotation, molecular function: tRNA methyltransferase activity; tRNA (cytidine) methyltransferase activity; tRNA (cytidine(34)-2'-O-ribose)-methyltransferase activity. Lineage: Eukaryota; Metazoa; Arthropoda; Insecta; Diptera; Drosophilidae. Gene Ontology annotation, cellular component: cytoplasm. The record is from RefSeq and is marked reviewed.
ACAGCACUGUAGAUGUCGUAUCACAGCUGAUACCCUUUUGUUUUUAUUAUUUUUAAAUGGGCAGGACUUCGAAGGAUAAACGAGACAUAUUCUACCGCCUGGCCAAGGAGCAGGGAUGGCGUGCACGAAGUGCUUUCAAACUGCUCCAGGCGGAUGAGACCUUUCAGUUGCUAGAAGGUCUCACCCGAGCCGUGGACCUUUGCGCCGCUCCUGGCAGCUGGUCACAGGUGCUGGCCAAACGCUUGUACGAGCCUCUGCCGCCAGAGGAACGGGAAAAGGUAAAGAUCAUCGCCGUAGACCUGCAGGGAAUGGCUCCGAUCGAAGGAGUCAAACAACUGCGGGCGGACAUCAGCAAGGAGUCGACAGCCGAGGCCAUAAUUGAGUUCUUUGGCGGCGAGAAGGCACAGAUUGUUGUUAGCGAUGGCGCUCCCGAUUCUACUGGAAUGCACGACUUUGACUCGUACGUUCAGGGCGAACUACUUCUCUCCGCCCUCAGCAUAUCCACCUUCAUACUGGAAGAGGGAGGCUCCUUCGUGUCCAAGAUCUACCGGGCAGACAGGACCAGUCGGUUGUACACUCAGCUCAAGCGGUUCUUUAAGAACGUAUGCGUGUUCAAGCCCUCCGCCUCGCGCAACUCCAGCAUUGAAGCCUUCGUGGUGGCCCGAGAGUUUUGUCUGCCCGAUGGCUACAAGCCUUGCAACCUGACGACCGAAUGGCACGAUCAACCCGAGUCGUGGGUGGGCAGAAAGAAGGAGAGCCCGCCCGUGGUUCAAGUUCCCUUUGUUGCCUACAAGGGCGAGUUGGACUCGGAUCGCACAUACGAUUUGGGCGAGAACUAUGUGUAUAAAGAGCCAGUGCAGCAACCCUUGACGGCCGCCUAUCAGGACAUUCUGCAGAAAACGAGCCAAGUGAACAUAAAAUAUGAAGGCAUUCGCGUUAUUCACGAUGAGGAAAUGUUGAAGAAAUGGCUAGAGAAUGAUGAGAAUAAGUCUGAGAAGUUAGGUGCCUGUGUAACGUAAAUAAAAGCUUUAAAAAAUG